Molecule: messenger RNA, 591 nt
Organism: Fusarium tjaetaba
Lineage: Eukaryota; Fungi; Ascomycota; Sordariomycetes; Hypocreales; Nectriaceae
Product: ribosomal S25 mitochondrial
Exons: 2
Coding region: 1-591 (196 amino acids)
Cellular component (GO): mitochondrial small ribosomal subunit
Molecular function (GO): structural constituent of ribosome
Source: RefSeq, a predicted model, not a curated record
AUGGGAGGCAGACAGAUCCGACCCGCAAGGGUCCUACAAACAGUCACCGAAGAGCUCAACCACACCGUCCUCGGAGGCAAAUCCAUCCCCACGCCGCCAUGGUACAACAUCAUGCAAUCCGUCCCUCCUGCCGAGACACUCGUUCGAAACGUCACCCCCCGCAUAAGGGGCCCGACAUCCAGAGUGACAAAGCCAAAGAACCUCUAUCGACCUCAAGAGAUAGUUGUUGUUCAACGACAAUUAUGGUUGAUGGAGAACGAGAAACUCGAGAAGCGAAAGGCAUACGAUAUCACACGCCGCGAAUUCUACCGUCUACGUCAAGAAGAGGAGAUCGAGAAGCGAGUGGCCCUCGAGGAAGCCAAGCACGUGGGCGCCUACUUUGGCAAGUCCCGCAUUGAUGUAUCGCACCAUCUCGAGGACCGAGAGUUUGAGAACUGGAAGAUCUGGGCUGGAAAGGAGACGGAGCGACAAGAGGCGAGUCGCAACUCGGAAAUUGAGGACUUUGGUCUUGAUGAGGCGGAGGAGGAUAUCGCAGAGGAUGCAGAGCCAGAGGAAAAGGCCGAGGCUGCUGAGGGCAAGAAAUCACCUUGA